Messenger RNA from Gavia stellata (red-throated loon), 429 nucleotides. It is a transcript of the gene IL18BP, whose product is annotated as interleukin 18 binding protein. Lineage: Eukaryota; Metazoa; Chordata; Aves; Gaviiformes; Gaviidae. The transcript has 4 exons. The annotation marks the transcript as partial. Gene Ontology annotation, molecular function: interleukin-18 binding. The record is from RefSeq and is a predicted model, not a curated record.
GCCCGGCUCCUCCUGCCCCUGCUCUGCUGCGCCCUGGCCUCCCGCCGCACGGGUGCCAUGGCCCUGCAGCCCCCCAGCAUCACCGGCCUGCGGACGCCGGCACAGCCCCCCCGCCUGGGGGAGAGCGUGACGGUCUCGUGCGAGGCGGUGAGCGGCCUCCCCGAGCUCACGCUGCUCUACUGGCUGGGGAACGGCUCCUUCGUGGAGAAGCUGCACCCGGAGGGGGCCGUGCACGAGGGGACGGUGCUAGAGGAGCCACAGGGCGCAGGGGUGGUCCUGCGCCGUGACCUGCACUUCCGCUCCUUUGGCACCCAGCACCUGCACACCAACUUCACCUGCGUGGUGCUCAGUCCCCUCGGCGUCGACACCAGGGCGGUGCAGUGGCUGCGCCCGGCCCCGGCCCCUGCCGAGAGCGGGGGACUGGGCUGA